AUGUCAGAAAAUUCCAGAGGUAGUAGACGUGGUCUUGAUAAGCAAAGAUCUAGAAAUAGUGAGUACGAGAAUAGGAGGCAGUCAGUCUUGGAGCGUGAGACCAAACCACAGAACAAACGGAUGAGCAGUGAUGUGUACGAAUCGGAGCAUUCGCGAAGAGAACGUGAGAAAAUGUGUUCAUGCUAUAAUUGUCAUUCGGGCAAAGUUUCCCGAAGCAGUCAUAAAUAUCCAGAAAAUAGGCGUUACAGUAGUGCCGAAAAGGACUUCUAUAAAAGAGAGGAUUACAGAGAAACGCGAGAAUAUAAUCCUGAUAUGCCUGAGAGGUUGCAGACUAGUCCAAGAAAUUCCGACAGACGAAGUGAUCAUUAUAGUCGUGCUAGUGCUCCAAUACCUGAGAAUUACAGAGAUAUGCCAGAGUACAAUCCUGAUAUGCCUGACAGGUUGCAAUCUGGGCCAAGGAAUGUCGAUAGACGAAGCGAUCAGUAUAAUUCUGCUAGAGCUUCAAUGCCAGAGAAUUACAGACAAACGCCUGAGUAUAGUCCUUAUAUGCCUGAGAGAUUGCCAACUGGAUCAAGGAACUUCGGUAGACAAAGUGAUGAGUAUGCUCGAGCUGAAGAUCGUAGUUCUGAACGUGUAAUGAAACAUCGAAGCCAAUCCCAGGAGAAACAUGGAGGAAAGCCCAAUUUAUGUUGCUAUCGUAGUAAAUAUGAUGACAAUCAAGUUAAAGAACCAGUAUCUACAUCUUCCAGAUAUCGUAAUGAUAUGAAUGACGACGAGACGUACAAUGCCUGCGUUAAGGAAUGCUUAUCUAGAAAAUAUCCAAGCGAUGCAGAUACUGUAGAAAGACUUGAAGAGGACGAAAACUUCAGAAGAAGUGACAAUACGAAUCAAGAAUAUCAGAUCGAAGAGGACUAUGAAAAUCAACAGACAAUUCGAACUACCGAGUAUAUACCUUGUCAUUCUGACUGUCCACUUCGCCACGAGUGUAUCAUAUACAAGGAUUGUAAUACUCAGGAAUAUCCGGGUGACUAUGAAAGUCAACUAAAUAAUCCAGCUAAAUCAGCUUGUCAUUCCGAGUGUCCAGUUCGCAAGGAGAGUACCAGAUACGAGGAUCGUAAUAGUCGAAAGAGUUCGACUGAAGAAAAGGUUUUCGAAAUUCAGCAGGCGAUUCGAGCUAAUCCGUCUUGUCACCAUGAAUGUCCGGUUAGCAAGGAGAGUACCAUAUCCCAGGAUUUUAAUAGUCGGAAGAAUCCCACUGAAGAAAUGGACUUUGAAAAUCAGCCGGCAAAUUCUGCUGAUAAAUAUUUGGAAUGUCACACUGAAUGCCCGGCUCGUCAGGAGGGUUUCCGACGUAGUCAGAAUAAUAGUCAGCUUCAGGAUGCAUCUCCAACAUAUCAAAAUGAUGAGAGAGUCUUAGAUAAAACUUACGAAAGUGAUAAUCAAAAUAACUAUGAGGAACUGGAAAGUUUUUGUGAGCAAGGCCAGCUAUCCGAAAAUGACCAGUGCAAAGUGGAGCAAACUAAAGAUGACGACAAUGUUAAAGCGGUUAAGGAUUGUAUACCAGAAAGAUUCACCGACCAACAAAUCGCUUUGGAGAACAUGCUAGAUUGCGAAUGUCCAACAGACGAGGAUGACUUACAGAUGCUGAUUACCAAAAAUACACAAGAAACUGAAGCGGCUAAGGGGGAGAACACAGCCAACCUGCGCGAGGCAUCCGUUGAGACGGACAUUGAUAUGUCUCUGCAUGAUAGAAAUAAUCCACAAAAAGGAAUUGCUUGUCAAUGCUCCGUAGGAGGCAUAGGAACGACUGCGGUGCCUCAGAAAGGGUUGCGGGAGCAAUCUGCCAAAUUAAUUGAGGAUAAUGAGUCCACUCUUAAGCCCAGGCCACCAAAGGUGAACAGAAAAAAAAUCUGCUCAUGCAAGCCGCCUGUUUUAUAUAAAAAGAAAUGUAACAAAGCGCCGGCUUGUCCGAUCAAAAUCGAUAAUGUUAAACUGAGAUCGUCCUCACCGGUAGGUACGAAAUCUCGUUCGUCUAGCAAACGACAUAAUCGAGUGGAGGAUGAUAACAUAAACAAAUUACAGGGCCGAGGCAGCUUACGCCGCAAUCAUAUUUUCGGAAUACAUAACGGCGGCAUAAACCUUGAUCUAGGCAACGAGCAUGCCGGCUAUAAGAUACAGGAACAGACAGUGACAUCCCAGCAAUGCGAAGGCAUGUCCAUAAUAUGCUCGUUUGAAGUGCCAUCCGAAUUAGCCGAAAAGACAAUUGAUAUGCUGAAUAAUCACAUUGCAAACGCACCGCGAUCCGAUGUUAAGAUUACAUGCUCACAUAAAAGCUUGUCAGGAGAAAAACCAACGAAGAAAUGCGUAUCUAAGUGUUCUGCUGCUUUGGUGUGCAACCCAACCAAUCGAUAUAGCAGCAAUCCGUUCCUAAGGGCCAAUUGCACGGCUUCCAAAGGCAACAUAAUUGUAUUGCAUCCUCCGACCCAAGGCUUUCGGCCCUCAAAGUAUUCGUUCAGCAUGAAGGAUGAACAGUGACAAUUGCCAAGCAGCAAAGCUGUAUAGCUAUAUAUUCGUCACCAAUGCCAACCAGAUCGAAA
Drosophila hydei is the source of this 2597-nucleotide messenger RNA. RefSeq lists its product as uncharacterized. Lineage: Eukaryota; Metazoa; Arthropoda; Insecta; Diptera; Drosophilidae. The transcript has 2 exons. The record is from RefSeq and is a predicted model, not a curated record. Bases 1 to 2535 code for a protein of 844 amino acids.